This is a messenger RNA of Rubroshorea leprosula, 1462 nucleotides long. Lineage: Eukaryota; Viridiplantae; Streptophyta; Magnoliopsida; Malvales; Dipterocarpaceae. The record is from the annotation of a GenBank genome assembly.
UACUAGUUUUCUUUGUCUGCCCUUGCAAUUUGAAUCUGGUUGAGAAAGGCAUCCAAUUUUCAAUUUUCAAAUCUCCUUCCCUCCUCUCUCUUACCCUUGCUGCUGCCGUUCCCUCCUCUGAAAACCCUAACACCUCUCUUCCUCUUCAUUAUCCAGCAAUCACGGGAUGACAACUCCUCAUCCGCCUCCGGUGCCCGGCCGCGAGCUCUCCAAUCCACCCACCGACGGGAUCUCAAACCUCCGGUUCUCCAACCACAGUGAUCACCUGCUCGUGUCCUCAUGGGACAAGACUGUGCGAUUGUAUGAUGCGAGCGCAAACUUGUUGCGUGGAGAAUUCAUGCACGGUGGCCCUGUGCUUGAUUGCUGUUUCCACGACGACUCGUCUGGAUUCAGUGCUAGCGCCGAUAAUACUGUCAGGCGGCUAGUUUUUAGCUAUGGGAAGGAGGAUAUUUUGGGAAGACAUGAUGCACCAGUGCGUUGUGUAGAAUACUCGUAUGCAGCAGGCCAAGUGAUCACAGGGAGUUGGGACAAAACACUGAAAUGCUGGGAUCCUAGAGGUGCAAGUGGGCAGGAGAGAACACUUGUUGGCACAUACCCACAACCUGAGCGUGUUUACUCCUUAUCUCUUGUUGGAAAUCGUCUGGUUGUGGCAACUGCUGGAAGACAUGUAAAUGUAUAUGAUCUGAGAAAUAUGUCUCAGCCUGAGCAACGGAGAGAAUCUUCAUUGAAAUAUCAAACUAGAUGUGUUAGAUGUUAUCCAAAUGGAACAGGAUAUGCUCUUAGUUCAGUAGAGGGACGUGUUGCAAUGGAGUUCUUUGAUCUCUCAGAGGCUAGUCAAGCCAAAAAGUAUGCUUUUAAGUGUCAUCGUAAAUCAGAGGCUGGAAGAGACAUUGUAUAUCCAGUGAAUGCCAUUGCAUUCCAUCCUGUCUAUGGUACUUUUGCAACCGGUGGUUGUGAUGGUUUUGUGAAUGUGUGGGAUGGUAACAACAAGAAGAGGCUGUACCAGUACUCAAAGUACCCAACAAGCAUUGCUGCACUAUCAUUUAGCAGAGAUGGACGGCUGUUGGCUGUGGCAUCAAGUUAUACAUUUGAAGAGGGAGAUAAGCCGCACGAACCAGAUGCAAUCUUUGUCCGUAGUGUAAAUGAAAUCGAAGUUAAGCCAAAGCCAAAAGUGUAUCCUAAUCCUCCUGCAUAACUGCUCUCCCACUCUUUAUUCCAUUUACUUGAUUUUACGUAUGUAAUAUGUCUGUAAGGUCUUAUGUAAUGUUGGCAAAACUUGAUCUAGGACAGACUUCUUGUCUUUAAACUGUAGGUUAGAAGGUUAGAAUCUUCACAUGUAUUUUGCUUCGUAUCUCAUGAACUCUAGAAUUGCAGCAUUUUAUUUGUUACUACCUUUUCUCAUCUGGAAAAAGGAAAAAUGUUAUAAACAUACAGUGCAAUGUUUGCAGGGUUCUGUAAUUCU